UUGUAUCCGACAGUCCAUGAAUGUAGCAUGUCUCCGCGCACCAUGACCCGGAUGAAGUUCCGUUCAACUUUAUAUCCCACAAGCCCUUUCUUCAACUUCCUCUUUCUACACCGCAGCGAUGUCCAAGAGAGGACGUGGAGGUUCAUCUGGAGCCAAGUUCCGCAUCUCACUGGGUCUCCCAGUGGGAGCGGUCAUCAACUGCGCUGACAACACAGGUGCAAAGAAUCUGUACAUCAUCUCUGUGAAGGGCAUCAAGGGACGUCUGAACCGUCUGCCUGCUGCAGGAGUGGGUGACAUGGUCAUGGCCACAGUCAAGAAAGGCAAGCCUGAGCUCAGGAAGAAGGUGCAUCCUGCAGUGGUGAUACGGCAGCGCAAGUCAUAUCGGCGAAAAGAUGGUGUGUUUCUGUACUUUGAAGACAAUGCAGGUGUCAUAGUAAACAACAAAGGAGAAAUGAAAGGUUCAGCCAUCACAGGCCCAGUGGCCAAAGAGUGUGCAGACCUUUGGCCCAGGAUUGCCUCCAACGCUGGCAGCAUAGCCUGAACUGGACCCUGCAACUCAUGUUCAUUUUCAAUAAAAACUUGGUGAUCCAGCCUCA
Messenger RNA from Epinephelus lanceolatus (giant grouper), 596 nucleotides. It is a transcript of the gene rpl23, whose product is annotated as ribosomal protein L23. Gene Ontology annotation, cellular component: ribosome; cytosolic large ribosomal subunit. Gene Ontology annotation, biological process: translation. Lineage: Eukaryota; Metazoa; Chordata; Actinopteri; Perciformes; Serranidae. The record is from RefSeq and is a predicted model, not a curated record. Gene Ontology annotation, molecular function: structural constituent of ribosome; large ribosomal subunit rRNA binding.